Tauraco erythrolophus (red-crested turaco) is the source of this 1918-nucleotide messenger RNA. The record is from RefSeq and is a predicted model, not a curated record. Lineage: Eukaryota; Metazoa; Chordata; Aves; Musophagiformes; Musophagidae.
UAUUCAUGUGAUUGAACGUCGUGCUCUUCCUGAAUUCUUCAAUGGAAAAAACAAGUCCAAGACUCCAGAAAUAUACCUGGCUUACCGCAACUUCAUGAUUGACACCUAUCGCUUAAACCCUCAAGAGUACUUGACCAGCACUGCCUGCAGAAGGAAUCUGACCGGAGACGUGUGCGCUGUCAUGAGAGUACAUGCUUUUCUGGAGCAGUGGGGUCUCAUUAACUACCAGGUGGAUCCAGAAAGCCGUCCCAUGGCAAUGGGCCCCCCCCCUACUCCUCACUUCAACGUGCUGGCCGAUACCCCCUCCGGGCUCAUGCCUCUGCACAUCCGCACGCCGCAGGUUCCAGCUGCUCAGCAGAUGUUGAGUUUUCCUGAGAAAAACAAAGAGAAGCCCACUGACCUGCAGAACUUUGGACUUCGCACAGACAUUUACUCAAAAAAGACUUUAGCAAAGAGUAAAGGUGCCAGUGCUGGAAGAGAAUGGACAGAACAAGAGACGUUGCUGCUGUUAGAAGCUCUGGAGAUGUACAAAGAUGACUGGAACAAAGUCUCGGAGCACGUCGGGAGCCGUACCCAGGACGAGUGCAUUCUGCAUUUUCUGAGACUCCCGAUCGAGGACCCUUACCUGGAGAACUCCGAUGCCUCCCUGGGCCCGCUGGCGUACCAGCCCGUGCCCUUCAGCCAGUCCGGCAAUCCGGUGAUGAGCACGGUCGCUUUUCUGGCGUCGGUGGUGGAUCCCCGCGUGGCAUCAGCCGCGGCGAAGGCUGCUUUAGAGGAGUUUUCUCGGGUCAGAGAGGAGGUGCCACUGGAGCUCGUUGAAGCUCACGUGAAGAAGGUACAGGAAGCAGCAAGAGCCUCUGGGAAGGUGGAUCCAACGUACGGACUAGAGAGCAGCUGCAUUGCCGGAACAGGUCCUGAUGAGCCGGAGAAAAUCGAUGGAGCUGAAGAAGAAAAGAUGGAAACAGAGACAGAUGGGCAGCAGUCUGAGAAGGUUGAAAACAAAGCAGAGAGUGAAAUCGAGGAAGGUGAUAAAGUACAAGACGGAGAAAAUGAGAGAAAUCCAGAAAAAGAGCAAGAUAGUGAAGCGACUGCGGACGCCAAGCCAGAAGAAAAGGAGGCAGAAGAGAACAAGGAGAACGUUGAUGCCAGCAAAGACAAAGAGAACGAGGCUGGGAAGAAGAAAGUGGAACAUGAAAUCUCGGAAGGAAACGUAGCUACAGCUGCAGCUGCUGCCCUGGCCUCAGCUGCCACCAAAGCAAAGCACCUCGCAGCAGUGGAAGAAAGAAAGAUCAAGUCCCUGGUCGCCCUUCUGGUGGAGACGCAGAUGAAGAAGCUGGAGAUAAAACUUCGUCAUUUUGAGGAGCUGGAAACCAUUAUGGACAGAGAGAAGGAGGCAUUAGAGCAGCAGAGACAACAGCUGCUGACAGAACGCCAGAAUUUUCACAUGGAACAGCUGAAAUACGCCGAAUUAAGGGCUCGGCAGCAAAUGGAGCAGCAGCACAGUCAAAACCCGCAGCAGUCUCACCAGCACUCCAGUGGGCCUGGGAUGAACCCCCUCGGGGCACCAGCACAUCCAGCCUUACUGCCUCAUCAGCAGCCCCCGCCCUACCCUAUGAUGCACCACCAAAUGCCACCUCCUCACCCACCGCAGCCAGGUCAGAUGCCGGGGCCCGGUUCCAUGAUACCCGGACAGCCCAUGCCGGGCCGGAUGAUGCCAAGUGUGUCGGCCAACAUCCACCCAGCUGGCGGCGGUCCUCCCCCACCUGGCAUGGCACCGAUGUCAGGAAACCUCAUUGGACCUCGCGUUCCUCUAGCAGCUCCAAACGGCAUGUAUCCCCCUCCUGCGCAGCCGCCUCCGCCAGCGGAAGGGGGGCCCCCCCCCCCGGCGGGAGCCCCGCCGGCCUCGGCCGCUCCCUAA